AUGAUUGAAUCUACAACUUCGCAUCAAGACUUCCAACAAAGGGCAAUGACGGGUUAUGCUCUAGAACAACCGUCGUACCGGAUUCGCGGCGCGUUGUUUCGUCACAACGAAGACGGCAGAUUACUAUCAGGGUGUGGCGGUGACAUUGAAGUGAUUCAUUCGUUAGAACUUGAGAGAUCGCAGCACACUGGAAUCCCAGUACGCGUCACAAAUGUUGUCGUGUUCGGUUCGCACGACACAAUUCGAGAAAUUCAACCAAUCGAGGGAACCGAGGAUAUAAUCGUUCAUGGUGAUUAUUAUGUAUCGAUUAUUCAAUCGGUUGAGCUAUUCGAGAGCUCAACAGUAUCGCGAUCUCGAAUUCUCAAGCUUCCCGGAAAAAUUGUUGCGAUGAAUGGAGAGAAGCACUCAAAAACUGAGCUUCUUCUCUGUUUUCUUCUCGAAAACGGAUUACACCAUUAUUCGUUCUGUGCUCACAGCAAACUCCAUUUUCAAUGUAUUCAGGCGUUUCGUUGCACUCGCCCAAUUACCAGCGGCCUUCUUUGGCGAGAUUCCGGCCUUCUGCAUGUUGCCUACUACGAUGGAUUCGUCAGGGUCGGUGUCGUGCAUGAGCAAUAUGAAGACAUGCUUUUGGUCAAGAGGGUAGCCGCCAACCGGAACAAUCUUCCAGUUCUUCUUGACGUCGUUUCUGAGGAAAUUGGAAGAAUUCAGAAGUUCGAAGAAUCUGAAACGCAACGACGAAACGAUAUGCUGAAUGUAUCGAAGGGUUUGGCUGAGAGAAUCGGCCAAGAUGAUCAUCAAGACAGUGCUGAAAACGACACAACGAACGACGAUUUCGCAAAAUUGAAAAUUGAUUUCAAAAAUCAAUCGAUUCGAUGUGAGCGGGUCUCGCAACGACUUGUAUGUUUGCGGAAACUCGUCGGAAUCAUCAAGUUCGCAAUGGAAGCUGAUGAGCUUAUCGAGCACAACCUGAAACUUCUUGUCACCGAGUUCGAUGAGCUCGAGAAACUUGAGGCACUCUGCGAACAGGUGUACAGUACCGGCAACGAGAGCCUGAUCGGCAAAAGCUGGAUCGCGGUGGAAGAGAAGCGAAUGGUUGUUGAUGAGCUGAUAAGCAAAGUGAGCGCUGACAAUGUCUCGAAGCACGCGGAAGAAUGGGAGCAGAAGAUGGAUCAGAUCAUCGAGCAACUGAACGGAUGCAACGAGUCGCCGAAGGAUAUGCGUCUGAUUCUCAGCCAGAACAUCUUCGAACAUCGCGGCGACAAAUCGGACGUAUUCACCCAUUUCGUUCUCGAUCCCAACGCACGAGAUGUCACAUUGUACUGUCUUUCUGGUCUGAGUACGGUAGCUAUUUAUCCAAGAAAGGGAAAACGGGUUGCUUCCAUUUCGCUAGACGCCUCAUUCGCAACAAAACUCACGGCGGCUUGUUCGAUGAAGUCCAUCGAAGGGGUUUACGUAGCCGACGACAAUGCGGUCUUCCCAAUUUAUUUCUACAGACAUCGAACGAAAACUGGCCGAGGAGAAAAACGAUUCCUUGAUGCUGGAAAUCAAGUUCAAAUCCCUCCAUUCGAUAAUAUCACUUCAAUUUUGAUCGAGCCUCAUCAAAUGUUUUUGGGUAGUGUGACUGGUGGUCUGCUUCAUCUCUCAUUCGACUAUUCCUCGAAUUAUGAUCAUUUCGUUGUUGCAAGUAGUAUGCUAGCCCAUCCUGUUUCCACGGGACCUGUCCAUUGUAUUCGACUACUCGGAACUGGAGAAUCUGUGCUGGCGAUUCACGGAACCGACACAGAAGUCGUCGUGUCUGAAAAGGACCAGGAUCGCUGGCAUCGAGUCACUCAGCAUUCCGGAGGAGCCCAUUGUAUAGCAGUCACGCCGUUUUCGGUUGCCGAACGCGGCGCAUUCGCGGUGGUCGGAAGCCACACAUUUGUUCGGCUCAAAGCCCUUCAGUACGCCGAAGAGAGCUUGAUCGGAUUGCACGAUCUCGGAGAAUCUCAUGCCGAAGACGAGAACAAUCGACAGAUCGAGGUGUUGAAUGUGAGCCUCGAUCCUUCAAUGCAGUAUCGGCAAAUGCCGUGCAAACUUCGCUAUGCUGUCGGCUAUGCGGACAAGGCCAUCAGAACAUAUGUUGCAUUGCUGACCGGCCAGCACGAUUUUCUGGUGACUGAGAAGUUCAUCGCACAAAUCGAACCACUGUACAAUGUCCAACAAAUGAUCUGCUUCUUCGGAAGGCCGAUGGGAUGCUAUGUGAGCUGCGCCAAAACUCUCCAAAUUUGGAACGAUUUGGAUCGACAUCAGCAAAAGAAAUUGAAGAGUGAGCGAAUGCAGCUGCAUAAGAUGCAAUCGUCUGUCACAUCUCUCGACAGAAUCGAAGGUUAUUUAAUGGUUGGAUUUAAUGAUGACCGGGUGUCGAUUUAUGAGGAAAAAGGAUCCGGAGCAAUCGAAUUGGUGGGAACUAUUGAGGGAUGGCAUCAAAAUUCGAAUGAACGACAAGUCCAAUUAUUGCGGACAAGAAUUUUGCGAACUUCGAAUGGAACUCGAUUGUUCAUUCAUUCACUUACUCCUCAUCAUAUUUUGAUUCACACGAUUCUUAUAAUCGAUUCCAAAAUUGAUCAGCACGACUUUAUUAUUGCUCACGAACAUUCGAUGCACGCGCCAACUGGAUUCGAAUUCGUCUCUUACAAGUACUUCGAAUUUCUGGUGUUCGGCAAAGGAAUAUCCAUCGAGCGUCUUUCAAUCGAAACAAGAAAGCAAAUGGAUAAUUAUCGCGAUUUCGAGUUUUGCUGA
Messenger RNA from Caenorhabditis bovis, 2778 nucleotides. NCBI's taxonomy places the organism in Eukaryota, Metazoa, Nematoda, Chromadorea, Rhabditida, Rhabditidae. The record is from the annotation of a GenBank genome assembly.